GCGAGGGAGAAAGGGCGGAACUGCAGCGCGCUGCGACUCGAGGGAGUUAGAAGAGUCCUGGUCUAAGAAGAGAGGGCUUGGGGAAGACCUCUGCUCUUCAAAAGGAGAUCCCCCGGCUCCUUAGAUGAAAUGUAAGGAAAAAGAAUACAGACAAGCAUGGAAAGUGAGGACACAAAGAAGAUACAAGAAAUGAAGACUGACCUAAACUUACUAUUGGAGUGCCUGAAGUAUCAAAUGGACAACCCUUUCUCACAAAAGGAAGCUUUGGUCACUAUUCAUUCAAUUUGUCAACAAAACAGUAAUGCAGGUGUUUAUUUUCGGGAAAUUGGUGGUUUGAUGUUUGUAAAAAAUCUUGCAAAGGCAAGUGAACAUAGCAUGGUAAAAGAAGCAGCCUUAUACACAUUAGGAGCUGUUGCAGAACAAAAUGUUUACUGUCAGCAGACUUUGUGCACUUCAGAAUUGUUUGAAGACUUAACUUGGUUCUUAUGUAAUGAUUCAAACACAAAUUUGAAAAGAAUGUCUGUCUAUGUUAUUUUGGUUCUAGUUUCAAAUAAUAGGACUGGACAAACACUUGUGAGAGAAACAGGUUGUAUUACAGUUCUGACACAGUUGUUCAGGACAGUUCUUUCAAAAUAUGAGUUGGAUUUGUCAGAUAAAAAUGCAUUCCAAAGCUAUCAGUUAUGGUCUUCAGUGUGUAGUACUUUGUGUGUCUGUGUCAACAAUCCUCAAAAUGAUGAAAAUCAAAUGCUUUGCUGUUCACUUUUCCCACAUGCUAAUGACUGGCUAAUAAAUUGUAUCAAGCCUGAGAUUAUUCGCCCUGUUUGCUCAUUUAUUGGACUCACUCUUGCAAAUAACACACACGUUCAGAAAUACUUUAUAUCUGUGGGUGGACUGGAUGUAUUGUCUCAAGUUCUUGUGCAACUGGAGUCAGAUUCACACAAGACUCUUUCCAGUGCUAAGCUUGCAGUGGUGGUGACAAAGACAGUGGAUGCAUGUAUUGCUGAUAAUCCUACUUUUGGAGUAAUACUGUCCAAGUAUCAGAUUGUUUCAAAACUUCUGACAUUACUGCUUCAUGAAAGUCUGGAUUCAGGAGAAAAAUUUAGCAUCAUACUUACUCUUGGUCAUUGCACAGAGGAUUGUGAGGAAAAUCAGUAUGAUCUUUUUAAAAACAAUGGGCUUCCACUCAUGAUACAAGCGUUAACUGAAUCGCAGAAUGAGGAACUAAACAAAGCUGCCACUUUUGUGCUUCACAAUUGCAAAAAAAUUACUGAGAAAUUAUCUCUAAGUCUAGGAGAAUAUUCUUUUGAUGAAAAUGAAGAACAAUUAAAAGAUGUAAAUAUGAAAGAGAAGAAUCUUGAAGAGUACUGGAAGAAAGCAAAGGAAAUUCUACACAGAAUAGAACAGCUUGAAAGAGAAAGAAAUGAGGAAAAAAUACAAAGAGAAAAAGAUAAGGAUGAUGUUUCAUUUAUGAACAUAAAUAUUCAAAAUACAUUGAAGCACCUCCAUGCAGACAGUAUUGGCCGAGGUCCUACAGCAGAAGAUAAAGAUAAAAGCCAGUCUAGAAAGCUUCAGAGUUACCAGUCCCAUGGAGUUCUGUCUACAGCACGUACAAAUGAUCACCAAAUGAAGACCCUGUUAAAGAGUGCAAAUCCAGUUAAUGCUUGUUAUAGGGAGAGUGGGCAAAGUAAGACUUUAGGUAAAGCCAAUUCAAGCUAUAAUCAAAACUUACAUGAAGGAACAACUUUUGGAAAAAAGAAUUCUGUUUCUCAAUCAAGUGACCAUGUUUUUAAACAUCCAAUUCCUGUUGUCAAAAAUAGACAGCAGCAGUUACCAGUAACAGAUCCAUUUACAUUGUGUUCAGAUAUAAUAAAUAAAGAAGUCAUCAGUUUUCUAGCAACCAACAAUCAUUCCAAAAUGUUAAAGUAUAGAUGCUCAGGUUGCAUAGCAGUAGGAAAAUCCCUGAAUAGCCGAAAUUUUAGCAAGCUCUUGCACUCUUGCCCAUACCAAUGUGAUCGUCAUAAAGUCAUUGUGGAAGCUGAAGACAGAUAUAAAAGUGAACUAAGGAAAUCACUUAUCUGUAACAAAAAAAUUCUGCUGACCCCACGUAGAAGACGACAGCUCAGUAGUGAAUCUACUACCUCUGGAGGAAUAAAAAAAAGAAGAAUUCGUAAAAACUUUACCAAAGAAGAAGUAAAUUACCUUUUCAGUGGAAUUAAGAAAAUGGGAAAUCACUGGAAUUUAAUUUUGUGGUCUUUCCCCUUUCAGCAAGGGCGGAAGGCUGUGGACCUUGCUCACAAAUACCACAAGCUGACCAAACGUCCCAAGUGUGCAGCUCCUUGAUUGGAAUAGUUUGAACUCUUAAAAUAUAAUGCCUUGAGGAAACACAAUUUAAAAUACUCUUCUAAACUCUCAUGAA
Ailuropoda melanoleuca (giant panda) is the source of this 2416-nucleotide messenger RNA. It is a transcript of the gene TERB1, whose product is annotated as telomere repeat binding bouquet formation protein 1. Gene Ontology annotation, biological process: homologous chromosome pairing at meiosis; meiotic attachment of telomere to nuclear envelope. The coding region runs from base 157 to 2340 and encodes 727 amino acids. The transcript is spliced from 19 exons. Lineage: Eukaryota; Metazoa; Chordata; Mammalia; Carnivora; Ursidae. The record is from RefSeq and is a predicted model, not a curated record.